UUAUAUAAUCCUCAGUGCUGCGAAUUGUGGACUAUUCCUACUUUGCUGAGUAUUCUAAUUCAUCUGAAGAUCGUUGAUCUGUUUCUGCUAAGUCACUAUGUGAUAUACUACCGCAUUUCUGCUAAUCUGAUGCUUACGGCUGCUCAAAGCACUCGAAAAAAUGGACCGAUACGAUCAUCUGUUUUAACCAUCUCCUGU
Molecule: messenger RNA, 198 nt
Organism: Cylicocyclus nassatus
Lineage: Eukaryota; Metazoa; Nematoda; Chromadorea; Rhabditida; Strongylidae
Source: the annotation of a GenBank genome assembly